AUGCGGGCGUGCCUAGACGCGCUCACCGCCAAGGCCGCGUCGAUGUGGCCCCGCGAGCUCGCGUCGAUCGCCGCCGCGCUGCCACCGCUGCUGCGCACGCUGCCGCGGCGCGGCGGCGGCGGCGGCGGCGCGCAUGCGCUGCUCCUUGAGAGCGGCUGGGCGGCGGCGUAUUACAACGCGUCGGGGCCGCUGCUGCCUCGUUAUGAGCCUGUCGGGCUCGCGCGCUCUCUGCACGCGGCGGCUGUUCUGUGGGACGAGUUCGGGGCGGACGUUCCGCGGCCGUGGCUGGCCGCCGCCGCGCGGCGGCUGGGCGUUGCAGCGGACGAGGGGCGCCUCGGGCCGCGUGAGGUGGCGAUGGGCCUGCAGGCGCUCGUGCUGCUGCGGCGGGGGCGGCGGGCUGCUGAGGGGCUGGAGGAUGGAGGUGAUCGGGAGCAGGUCAUUGCUGCUGCCCAGCAGCAGCAGGACCAGGAGCAGCUGCAGCAGGCACAGGAACAGCAGCAGCAGCAGCAGCAGCAGCAGCAGCAGCAGCAGCAGCAGCAGCAGGAGCAGCAGGAGCUGCAGGCGCUGCAGGAGCUGCAGGCAGCGCUGGAGCGUGCGGUGGCAGUCGGCGCCGCCCGCUUCGGCCCCUACGAGCUGUCCUGCGCACUGCUGGCGCUGGCCAACCUUGGGGCACGUCCUGAAUGGCCCUGGCUGCGCGCUGUGCUAUUGGCCGGCGAGGCGCUCCUGCCGCUCUGCUCGCCGCGGCAGCUGUCGACGCUGCUCUCCUCGGCCUCGCGGCUCGUGCGCAGCUGCCCCGCCGCGCAGCCUCAGGCGUGGGACCAGGCGCUGCUCGUGCUGCAGGACGCGCGGCGGAUGGAGCAAGAGCAGCAGCAGCAGCAGGAGCAGGAGCAUGAGCAGCAGCAGCAGCAGGAGCGGCAGGACGGGCGACAGGACGGGCGGCGGCAGCAAAACCAGCCGCACGGCGCGGGGCGCCGGGGAGCCACGCAGCCGCAGCAGGAGGCGCUGCCUGGCGGCCGGGCCUUUGUCGUCCGUUGGACGCAAGCGUGCUGCGCCGCCGCGCUGCCGCGGCUCCCGUGGUUUGCGGCGGAGGACCUGGCAGUCACAGCUGCUGCGCUCGCAAGCCUGCGGGUCGUGCCGCCGCCGCUUUGGUACGAUUCGCUGCUGCAUGCAGCGCGGUCGUGCGUCAUCUCCGACCUCGCCAGCAGCGGCGAUGACGGCGCUGGCGCGGACGGCGCUGGCUGGCGCGGCAGGCCAGGGGCCGCGGCGCGGGCAGCGGCAGCGCGCGCCCGGCGCGCCGCAGGUCUUGCGAUUGCGCUGUCGCGGCUGUCACUGCUGCCGAGCCCGUGCGACACAGAGGUCGCGCUGCAGCCGUCGGACGCGUGGCUCGAACAGCUGUAUGAUGCGGUCGCGGUGGCAGAUGCGAAGCAGCAGCAGCAGCAGCAGCAGCAGGAGCAGCAGUUCGGCGGGGCGAGCGGCCUUGACAGCCAGGGGGGUGUCACGGCGGAGGACAUCGUCUGGCUGAUGUGGGCCGCGGCAGCGUUUGGCUGGCGCCCGCGGGAGCGCUGGUGGGCGUGGGCGGAGGGCGCUUUGAUAGCGCGGAUGGCCGGGCCAGGCGGCGGCGGCAGCGGUGGGAUUGGCACAGGCGUCGCGGGCGGGGCGCUUUCCCGCCGCUGUGCUGUCGUGCUGCUUCAAGCGUAUGGGGGCGCACGGCGGCCCGUGCCGACGCCACUGCUGCGCGCCGCUGUGCUUCACCGGCCGGUCGAGUGGUGGCUUGGCGGCGGCUGCAGCGGCGGCGGCGCUGCCAUAGCUGCGCUGCGUGCGUUGGCACGGCUGCCACGAGCAGUGCCGCAGACGGGCGGCCCUGUUGCACCAGGCAAGCACCAGCAGGCGCAGCAGGGACAGCAGCAGCAGGGACAGCAGCAGCAGGGACGGCAGCGGCAGGGACAGCAGCAGCAGGGACAGCAGCAGCAGCAGCAGCAGCAGCAGCAGCGGGCGGAAGUGCAGGUGUUUGUGGCUGAUCUGGCGCGUGCAGUGCAGCCGCGGAUGGCUGGGAUGCGGGCCAGCGAGCUGGCAGGCAUGGCCGCGGCGUUUGCGCGCGCGCGCCUGGAUACGCGCACGGCGGCCCCUGGCUGGCGCGACGCGAUGCUCGCUGCAUCUCUGCCUUUGCUGCAGCAGCGGCCUCCGCCUCUGCGGCAGCAGCAGCAGGAGCAGCAGCAGCAGCAGCAGCAGCAGCAGCAGCAGCAGCAGCAGCAGGGGUCGCAGCGGCUUGACGCCGGCGGGCUAGAUGCGGGCGUGUGCGGGCCCAAAGAGGUCGCGCAGCUGCUGUGGGCCGCCGCGCGCCUGGGGCUGCGCCCGCCCUCGCCGUGGGUCCAGGCCGCGCUGCAGCGCCUGCAGUCGGCCCUGCCCGCUGCCUCGCCCCGCACCCUUGCCGGCGCCGCCUGGGCCCUGGCCGCCCUUGGGUACCGCCCCCCAGCGGACUGGAUGGGCAGCUUCCUCUUGGCCAGCCAGCGGAAGCUGCCCGACGCCGACGCGCGCAGCCUCGUCGCCACGCUGCGCGCGCUGGCCAGGCUGCAGGCGCGGCCCGGCGCCAGGUGGCUGCGGCCGGCGCUCGUUGCGCUGCACGGUCGCCUGGGCGAGCUGCCGCCGCAGGGGCUGGCGCGUCUACUCGUUGCGCUGGCGGGCAUGGGGGUGCGGCCGUCGCACGCAUACGUGUCGAGCGUCGUCGCGGCGCUGCUGGGCGCCUGCGGCGCGGCAGAUGCGGAUGCGCCGGCGUGCGAGUAUGCCGUGGGCGACGCGGCUCUGGGGCGCGGCUGGGCGGCCUGA
Molecule: messenger RNA, 2823 nt
Organism: Monoraphidium neglectum
Lineage: Eukaryota; Viridiplantae; Chlorophyta; Chlorophyceae; Sphaeropleales; Selenastraceae
Exons: 3
Coding region: 1-2823 (940 amino acids)
Source: RefSeq, a predicted model, not a curated record